AUGAUUCUACAUUUCUGUUCAUUCCCUUUCUCUUUCAACUCAUUUUUUCAUUCAUUCUUUCAAUAUAUCUUUUUUGUGGUCCUUUUAUUGUUUCCAUACUUCAUUUUCUUCACCUUCAUUUACUCUUUAUCAAUCUCAUCUUUAUUUUAUUUUCUUCUCUUGUCCUUUCAUCUCCGUUUUAUUUCAGCAUGUCUUUUAUAUCCUUUCUUUAUUCCUUUUUAUUUCUUCCUUUCUUUUGUUCAUUUACCAUUAAUUUCUUUACAUUUUUUUUUAUUACCAUUUAAAAAAGAAUUUCCUCCUUUCUUCCAUUUUUGUAUUUUUAUGUUUUUGUCUUUAUUAUAUCAACAUAUUUUCAACAUUCAAUUCUAUCUUCCUUCAUUUUUCUCUCUAUCCUACUAUGCAUUAUUACAUAUUUUUCAUAUUCUAUACUCUUUAUUUUUUAUCAUUCUUUGUCUCAUGGUGUUUCUUCUUUAA
Acanthosepion pharaonis is the source of this 474-nucleotide messenger RNA. NCBI's taxonomy places the organism in Eukaryota, Metazoa, Mollusca, Cephalopoda, Sepiida, Sepiidae. The record is from the annotation of a GenBank genome assembly.